AUGUCUUCUCUGGAGAAUGUGACAUCAACUUUAGUGGCAGUUCUCCUGCUAUGGAAAAGGAAGGUGCUGAAAUUUUGUGGAGAAGAUCUCUUAACCGCCAUAACAUUAGAUACAGGUGGAUGGUUUCAGAUGGUGACAGCAAGGCUUUCAGUGCUGUGGAGGACACUUAUGAUGGCAUUAAAGUAGAAAAAAUGGAUUGUGUUGGCCAUGUCCAGAAACGUAUGGGGAAGCGCUUAAUGAAGUUGAAGCAACCACAAAAGGAAAACUUGAAGAUGGAAAGACCAUCGGAGGACGCGGUCGACUCACUGAUGAGAAAAUAAAGCAAAUUCAACGAUAUUAUGGAUUAGCAAUCAGGCAAAAUACCUUGUCUGGUCCUAAUCCAACUGAAAAGGAUGUUUCAGUUGCUGUAUAUACAAUGAAGAAAAACAUCAUUGCAAUUUUACAUCACUGUGUAAAAUCUGAAGACAAGGAAAAACAACAUCGUUUCUGUCCUGUCGGGUCAAAUUCCUGGUGCAAAUGGCAGCAAGACCAAGCCUUAGGGACAUCCAUGUACAAGGGUGAUGAUUGCCUGCCUCAUGUGUUUCUGGAGUUACUGAAGCCUAUAUUUAUCACUCUAAGUGACACUAAGCUGCUGGAAAGGUGUGUUCGAGGUACAACCCAAAAUAAUAAUGAAAGUAUCAAUGCAGUAGUGUGGGCGCGGUGUCCUAAGCACAAGCAUCAUGGAGCAAAGGUUGUCCGAUGUGCCGCUGCAUCGGCAGUUUGCCACUUUCACAGUGGUGCCAGAAGUAGAGAGAGAGUAAUGAAGAGAUUGGCAAUACCAGCUG
Messenger RNA from Paramuricea clavata, 824 nucleotides. The record is from the annotation of a GenBank genome assembly. Lineage: Eukaryota; Metazoa; Cnidaria; Anthozoa; Malacalcyonacea; Plexauridae.